Lepisosteus oculatus (spotted gar) is the source of this 1578-nucleotide messenger RNA. The record is from RefSeq and is a predicted model, not a curated record. NCBI's taxonomy places the organism in Eukaryota, Metazoa, Chordata, Actinopteri, Semionotiformes, Lepisosteidae.
AUGGGACAUAACAGUGCUGUGUGUCUGACAGGUAUUCAGUGCUCUGGGGAUGAGUCUCACCUGGUGAACUGCAGUUCUCCACAGACAGUCAACUGUAGUGCUGGACGGGAAGUGUCCCUUCUCUGCUCAGGCAGCGCUGAUGUGAGGCUGGUGAAUGGUGCCAGUCCCUGUGAGGGGACAGUGGAGGUGUAUCAUGGUGGAGAGUGGGGGACAGUUUAUGACCUUGGCUGGGGUCUUGAUGAUGCUGCAGUGGUGUUCAGGCAGCUGGGCUGUGGAUCUGCUGUUUCAGCACCAGGAGAUACUCACUUUGGACCAGGGGCUGGAUCAGUCCUGCUGAGCUGGGUCGAGUGCAGAGGGUCAGAGUCUGUGCUGAGGGACUGUACAAAACGUGAAGUGAAACAAUAUGGCUACUUUCAUGUCUAUGAUGCUGGAGUGAUCUGUUCAGGUACAGGAGUGCGGUUAGCAGGGGGCAGGAGUCUCUGCUCUGGCAGAGUCGAGGUUCUACAUGGCUCAUCCUGGGGUACGAUCUGUGAGGCCGACUUUGACACGAAGGACGCGGAGGUCGUGUGCCACCAACUAGACUGCGGAUUUCCAGCAGAGCUACUGAGAGGGGCUCAAUUCGGAAAGGGGCAGGGGGUGAUCAGGACAGAGGAGAUCCAGUGUCAGGGAAAUGAGACCAGAAUCCAUGAUUGUCCCACCUCAACCAGGGAGCACCAGAGCUGCACUCACAGCAAUGACAUCAGCCUGGUUUGUACAGAAUACAGUGGCUACAGGCUGGUGGGCGGCCCUGACUCCUGUUCCGGCCGGGUGGAGCUGCAGUACCACGGUGAAGACAGGACAGUGUGUGACCAGUACUGGGACCUGAGAGAUGCCACUGUUCUCUGCCAGCAGCUGGGCUGUGGGGAGGCUGUAGCAGCACCAGGACAGGCCUGGUUUGGACAGGGCAAUGGAUCAACGGGGGUUGAUGUGUUUGAUUGCCAGGGCAAUGAAACCCAUCUCUCUCAGUGUGCUGUCUCUUCAUGGGGCAGAGCUGGUUGCUCUCACAAGCAGGAUGUUGGAGUAAUUUGUUCUAGUAAGAACUAACACAUUUUUACAUUUUCAGAAUAAAGCUUUAAAUAAAAGAUUGGUAGGUGGUCAAAUCUGAAUCCCUCCCACAUUCUCAUGAGGCAGCCUAAGCCAUUUACAGUUCCCAAGUCAGCCAUUGAAAGCAGUCCUCCCACUGGAAUCACCAAGCAUCCCUCCCUUUUCAAACUGCCCUGGCAUCCACAGAGCUCCAACACCACCAUGAUCACCUCUCAAUCAGCCUCUAUUCCCAUAGUCCUCUCUCAUCUCCAAAGAGGUCCACCACAACCAUGUUCCUAAGACCACUCUCCAUCCUGCCCUCCAUUCUAUCCAUUCCUUCCCUAUUCAUCUGUUGUCUCCAUGCCUUGCCCUAUUCACUGCUACAUGCUGUUCUGUGGGUGCCUGCCACAAUACUUAUUCACAAGGAAUGAGCCAGGGAGCUGCCGCAAGGUUGCAGUCGAGGUGAAUGGGGGGCGUGGAGCUAGAAAUGAAGAAGGCAGCCAGCCAGUAUUUAUA